GGUUGGCAUCAAUAAAAGCCAUUAAAUUAGAAAAGGUUGAAUCUAAGCCAUCUAUUUCACAAAAAUGUCUUAUAGAAAAGAAUAAGGAAAAAUUAAAAAAGGAAGAUAUAGUUCAUUAUCUUCUUGCUAAUACUGAAUGA
Molecule: messenger RNA, 140 nt
Organism: Cetraspora pellucida
Lineage: Eukaryota; Fungi; Glomeromycota; Glomeromycetes; Diversisporales; Gigasporaceae
Source: the annotation of a GenBank genome assembly